This is a messenger RNA of Aureobasidium pullulans EXF-150, 447 nucleotides long. RefSeq lists its product as uncharacterized. Lineage: Eukaryota; Fungi; Ascomycota; Dothideomycetes; Dothideales; Saccotheciaceae. The record is from RefSeq and is a predicted model, not a curated record. The annotation marks the transcript as partial. The transcript has a single exon.
GCUGCUACUUGUGUACCUCAGCCUUCUGGAAUCGCCUAUUCAUCAGUCCCAGAUUCUGCAGCUGGAUUCGUCGCCGACACAUACUACAACAGUCAAGCCGUGUUGGCAUCUGUCCCAACCGGCUGGGUCCAAUCGUUCGCCGGAAUCAAUGCUUCAAACUCUGCUGACAAGUACAUGGGAUUCUCUCUAUUGACAUCCUACGAUCCCAAAGCAUGUAUGGACAAAUGCACUGCUGUAUCGGGCUGCAACUCGGUCAACAUUUACUUCGAAAGAGAUCCGAGCACUUCUGUUGACGCCUCAUGCUCGAACCCACCCAGUGUCGUCAAUGUGAAGUGCGUGCUGUGGGGAGGUGUAGUGGCUACAGCAAACGCCAACAAUUUCGGCCCAUUGCGUGGCGAUUUCCAAGUUCUGAUUGCUGGGAGUGCUGGAUACAUGAAGUCAGCCUUU